AUGAUAACCAUGAUCCUGGUGAAUGCCCACCUCCACAUAUCCUUAGUAGACCAAGGAAGUUCAGCGGACAUUCUUUUCAAGCCCGCGUUCGACAAACUAGGAUUGGAUGAAAAAGAAUUAAGGGCUUACCCUGACACCCUGUACGGUUUGGGCGACACGCCAAUAAAACCACUGGGAUUCCUAUCCCUCCACACGAUCUUUGGAAGAGGGGAGAAAUCCAAAACUCUGAGCGUAGACUUCAUAGUCAUCGAUGUCGAGUCAGCAUAUAAUGCCCUGAUUGGCAGAGCUACCCUGAAUCGGCUCGGAGCGGUGGUAUCUACCCCCCACCUUUGUAUGAAAUUUGCAAUAUAUGCGGGAAUAGCAACGAUACGGGGAGACCAGAAAUUGGCAAGGAAAUGCUACAAUGAAAGCCUCAACCUGAGGGAAAAGGGCAGGGAAGUUCACACUAUAGAACUCGGCGGAGUAAGAGCCAAAGAAGAGCUGCGGCCGCAACCAGGGGAAAAAACUGAAGAAAUACAGCGAAGGCGUAAGCUCGGUCUAGAACGAGCUCAAGCGGUGGAGGAGCAAGUACAAGCACUCUUGGAAGCCGGCUUCAUUAGAGAAGUCAAAUAUCCAACAUGGCUAGCAAACAUGGUGGUAGUCAAAAAACAAAACGGCAAGUGGAGGAUGUGUGUUGAUUACACCGACCUAAAUAAGGCGUGUCCUAAAGACCCAUAUCCCCUUCCAAGCAUUGACAUUUUAGUAGACUCCAGCUCAGGGGGCCACAUACUAAAGGCUGAUGAACAAGGUAUUUGCUCAACACCUCGGGAAUCUAAUGGAAGUCUACGUGGACGAUAUGCUGGUAAAAACUAA
Molecule: messenger RNA, 852 nt
Organism: Arachis ipaensis
Lineage: Eukaryota; Viridiplantae; Streptophyta; Magnoliopsida; Fabales; Fabaceae
Source: RefSeq, a predicted model, not a curated record